Bufo gargarizans (Asiatic toad) is the source of this 3343-nucleotide messenger RNA. RefSeq names its product zinc finger protein 585A-like. The transcript has 5 exons. NCBI's taxonomy places the organism in Eukaryota, Metazoa, Chordata, Amphibia, Anura, Bufonidae. The record is from RefSeq and is a predicted model, not a curated record. Bases 51 to 2864 code for a protein of 937 amino acids.
CUCUGUAUUCCCAGAACUGUCCAGAGGAGAAGGUCCCAGAGAAUCCUCAGAUGACAAAUCAGGGGGAAGAUCUGACUGAUAUUAAGGUGGAGGAUGUAGAAGAGAGGAUGAUGGGCGAUCCCUCGUGUAAGAGUGAGGUGGAGGAGGACAUUCCAGGAGAUGUCACCACAGAAAAUCCCGGUAAGAAUUCUGAGCAAAACUUCGUGUUAUCGCUAAAUUAUAAAGUGGAAGAUGAAGAUGUCAUGCAGCACACUUCAGAAGAAAACCUCAUUACCGUUAACGUAAAUCCAGGACUUCACAGUACAAAUCAGUCAUUUAAUCCCCCUAAUUAUGAGGAACCUUCUCCUGAUAAAUCACAGAUUGUUACCACAAUUACAGGUCAGAAAGGGGGUAAAGAGUUCACCAAAAGCGCACGUCUUUCUACACAGAGAGAAAUUCACACAGGAGAGAAGCCAUACUACUGUUCAGAAUGUGGGAAAUGUUUUACAUAUAAAUCAAAUUUUGUUAUACAUGAGAGAACUCACACAGGAGAGAAGCCAUAUUCAUGUUCUGAAUGUGGGAAAUGUUUUGCAGGUAAAUCAAAUCUUGUUUCCCAUCAGAAAAGUCACAGCGGCGAGAAGCCAUAUUCAUGUUCAGAAUGUGGGAAAAGUUUUACACAUAAAUUUAGUCUUGCUAAACAUGAAAGAAGUCACACAGGAGAGAAGCCGUAUUUCUGUUCGGAAUGUGGAAAAUGUUUUACACAUCAAUCAAGUCUUGUUAAACAUGAGAGGUAUCACACAGGAGAGAAGCCAUAUUCAUGUUCAGUAUGUGGGAAAUAUUUUACACAUCAAUCAAGUCUUGUUUCUCAUGAAAAAAUUCACACAGGAGAGAAGCUGUAUUCAUGUUCAGAAUGUGGAAAAUGUUUUACAGAUAAAUCACAUCUUGUUAGACAUGAGAGGCAUCACACAGGAGAGAAGCCAUAUUCAUGUUCAGAAUGUGGGAAAUAUUUUACAGAUAAAUCAAAUCUUGUUAGGCAUAAGAAAGGUCACACAGGAGAAGAGUCAUAUUCAUGUUCAAAAUGUGGGAAAUGUUUUAAACGAAAAUCAAGUCUCAUUACACAUGAGAGAAUUCACACAGGAGAGAAGCCAUAUUCAUGUUCGAAAUGUGGGAAAUGUUUUGCUGAUAAAUCAUGUUUUGUUAGACAUGGUAGAAUUCACACAGGAGAGAAGCCAUAUUCAUGUAUGGGCGAUCCCAGUGAGGUGGAGGAGGACAUUCCAGGAGAUGUCACUGCAGAAAAUCCCUGUAAGAAUUCUGUGGAAAACGUCAUGUUAUCACUAAAUUAUAAAGUAAAAGAUAAAGAUAUCAUGCAGCGCUCUUCAGGAGAAAACCUCAUUAUCUUUAAUGUAUAUCCAGGACUUCACAGUACAGAGGUGUCUUGUAAUCCGAAAGGGGAUGAAAGGUUUCAAUAUGGUAAACAGUUUACAAGAAGUUCAGGUCUUUCUACACAACGAGGAACUCACAGUGGAGAGAAGCCAUACUCCUGUUCAGAAUGUGGAAAAUGUUUUACAUAUAAAUCAAUUUUUGUUAUACAUGAGAGAACUCACACAGGAGAGAAGCCGUAUUCAUGUUCAGAAUGUGGCAAAUGUUUUGCAGAUAAAUCAAAUCUUGUAUCCCAUGAGAGAAGUCACACAGGAGAGAAACCAUAUUCAUGUUCAGAAUGUGGGAAAAGUUUUAAACAUAAAUUAAGUCUUGUUAGACAUGAGAGAAGUCACACAGGAGAGAAACCAUAUUUCUGUUCAGAAUGUGGAAAAUGCUUUACACAUCAAUCAAGUCUUGCUACACAUGAAAGAAUUCACACAGGAGAGAAGCUAUAUUCGUGCUCAGAAUGUGGGAAAUGUUUUAUUAAAAAAUCUUAUCUUGUUACCCAUGAGAGAAUUCACACAGGAGAGAAGAUGUAUUCAUGUUCAGAAUGUGGAAAAAGUUUUACAGAUAAAUCACAUCUUGUUAGACAUGAGAGAGGUCACACAGGAGAGAAACCAUAUUCAUGUUCAGAAUGUGGAAAACGUUUUACAGAUAAAUCAAAUCUUCUUAGACAUAAGAAAGGUCACAUAGGAGAAGAGUCCUAUUCAUGUUCAGAAUGUGGGAAAUUUUUUAAACGAAAAUCAAAUCGUAUUAUACACGAAAGAAUUCACACAGGAGAGAAGCCGUAUUCAUGUUCUGAAUGUGGGAAAUAUUUUACAGAUAAAUCAAGUUUUUCCAGACAUAAGAGAAUUCACACAGGAGAGAAGCCAUAUUCCUGCUCAGAAUGUGAGAAAUGUUUUACAGAUAAAUCAGAUCUUGCUAAACAUGAGAGAAGUCACACAGGAGAGAAACCAUAUUCAUGUUCAGAAUGUGGAAAAUAUUUUACACGAAAAUCAAAUCUUGUGACACAUGAGAAAAGUCACAUGGGCGAGAAACCAUUUUCAGGCUCAGAAACUGAGAAAUGUUUUAUUGCUGAAGACAAACUUAUGGAGCACAAGAGAAGUCACACAGGAGAGAUUUCGUAUUCAUGUUCAGGAUGUGGGGAACUUUUUAAGCAAAAAUCAGAUCUCAUUACACAUGAGAGAAAUCACACAGAAGAGAAGCUGUAUUCAUGUUCAGAAUGUGGGAAAUGUUUUAAACAAAAAUCAGAGCUUGUUACACAUGAGAGAAAUCACACAGGAGCAAAACCAUAUUCAUGUUCAGAAUGCGGUAAAUGUUUCAAAGAUAAGUCAAAUCUUGUUAGACAUGAGAGAAGAUACACUGGUGAGAAGUCAUUUCCAUGCUCAGAAAGUAAGAAAUGUUUUAUUUCAAAAUCCAAACUUUUAGAGUAUCAGAGGAGUCACACAGAAGAGAAGCAGUUUUGAUGUUUUAUCUGUGUAAAUGUUAUUUGAGGAAAUUAAAUUCUAAAACUCAUCGGAUCAGAAGAAACAAAUUUUUGUGAAAUAUGGGAAAUGAUAUGAGACAAUUUUUUUUUUAUCCAUGUUAUUCACAGACAGGUAGAUAACUGGGGCUACAUGGCAACCGGUGUCAUGUGACAGCAGGUCUCUAAAUAGUAGCGCAACUUGCUGUUGUGCCACUUUUUUACAGCUGAGAUUUGACUGUAAAAAAAAAAAAGUUGCAGUGGCACAUGACUUGUGUUCGAUGAUAGCAAUGUCUCCAUUUACUGUAACCUGAGACCAAAAAUGCAAGCGUUGGAUUUUUUGUGACUGUCACAUGCCCCAGUUUGAUAUAGUUGACAAUCAUAAGAUGCAGUGUAACAAUGUGACAUUUCAAGUUUUAGAUUUGGUUUAAUUUCAAGUUUUAGAUUUGGCUUUAAAAUGUUGAUUAAUGCCGCAUGACUGCU